Gracilinanus agilis (Agile Gracile Mouse Opossum) is the source of this 1171-nucleotide messenger RNA. RefSeq names its product GRAM domain containing 2A (gene GRAMD2A). The record is from RefSeq and is a predicted model, not a curated record. Gene Ontology annotation, cellular component: endoplasmic reticulum membrane; organelle membrane contact site; extrinsic component of cytoplasmic side of plasma membrane. Gene Ontology annotation, molecular function: phosphatidylinositol-4,5-bisphosphate binding. Bases 117 to 1055 code for a protein of 312 amino acids. The transcript has 12 exons. Lineage: Eukaryota; Metazoa; Chordata; Mammalia; Didelphimorphia; Didelphidae. Gene Ontology annotation, biological process: regulation of store-operated calcium entry.
AGAAAAAUACUGGAAUGCCCUCAAUGAACUUCCACUUUCAAGUUUACAGUUUGGGAAGAGUAAUUCCAGUGUGAAGAAGGUUCAUCAUUAGAAGGUUGGCGACCAGCUCCAAACAGAUGCACGAAAAAACAGUUCCCCUGAAGAUCCCAGUGGACCAGCUGGAGAAGUUGGAGGAAGCACCAAAGGAAAGGAGCCCCUUCCUGGAGACUCUGGAGGAGAGUGUGCAUCUGCCUGAAGGUCUGAAGGAUGAAGAGAUAAAGAAAAGCAGCCUAGAAGUGACACCAAAUAAAUACAACCACCAGUAUCAUAAACUCUUCAAGGACAUCCCUCCAGAGGAGACAGUUCUGAAAGUGUGUUCCUGUGCACUCCAAAGGGAUAUCCUCAUACAAGGUCGCCUAUACAUCUCCCAUAAUUGGCUCUGCUUCCAUGCCAGCCUCUUUGGGAAAGACAUCAAGGUAGUCAUUCCUGUGCUGUCUGUCCAGAUGAUAAAAAAGCACAAGAUGGCCAGACUCUUGCCCAAUGGACUGGCUAUUACAACCAACACAAGCAGGAAGUAUAUUUUCGUGUCACUGAUCUCAAGGGAUAGCGUGUAUGACGUAUUGAGGAGAGUCUGCACCCAUCUGCAGCCUUCCAGUAAGAAGAGUCUGAGUGUAAGAGAAUAUCCAGAUGAACCUGAUUCUGAGUCUCUGGAAGGUCUUGUUCCAGAAAUGAAAUGGAGAAAGAUGUCCCCACCUCCAUUGUCUCUGUCCCUCUCUGAUGAUGUCUUCCCCUGCAUUCACCGGGGAUCUUUGAGCAGCCUGGCCACCAAGGAAAGCUCUUUCUCCUCUGAGAAACCCCUGGCAUCUGAUAAUGCCAUCCACACAGAGGAGGAGCUGGAAGGGGAACCUGAAGGGAGCCCAGAGCUGAGGCCCUGGGAUUAUCAGCUGCUCAAGGUCUUCUUUCUAUUGAUCUGCCUCCUGGUUGUGUCAUCAUCCUAUAUGGCAUUUCGAAUCUUCCGUCUGGAGCAGCAGCUGUGCUCUCUGAACUGGGACUCUGUCUCCUAUAGACACAGGUGACAGCCGUGGGAGUUAUGCGUGUCCCCUUUCCAAGAAGGGAGCCCUCCAGGUCGAGCUUCCAACAGUAGUUGCCCCUCGGUUUGUGUUGCUGAAAUGCCAAGAAUGGAGUCUUAAUG